Messenger RNA from Hyaena hyaena (striped hyena), 1926 nucleotides. It is a transcript of the gene WNT10B, whose product is annotated as Wnt family member 10B. The record is from RefSeq and is a predicted model, not a curated record. Gene Ontology annotation, cellular component: extracellular region. The transcript is spliced from 4 exons. Lineage: Eukaryota; Metazoa; Chordata; Mammalia; Carnivora; Hyaenidae. The coding region runs from base 1 to 1170 and encodes 389 amino acids. Gene Ontology annotation, molecular function: frizzled binding; cytokine activity. Gene Ontology annotation, biological process: canonical Wnt signaling pathway; neuron differentiation; cell fate commitment.
AUGCCGGAGGAGCCCCGGCCGCGGCCUCCGCCCUCGGGCUUCGCGGGUCUCCUGUUCCUGGCGUUGUGCAGUCGGGCCCUCAGCAAUGAGAUUCUGGGCCUGAAGCUGCCCGGCGAGCCGCCGCUGACCGCCAACACCGUAUGCUUGACGCUGUCGGGCCUGAGCAAACGGCAGCUGGGCCUGUGCCUCCGCAGCCCCGACGUGACGGCAUCCGCACUGCAGGGCCUGCACAUCGCCGUCCACGAGUGUCAGCACCAGCUGCGCGACCAGCGCUGGAACUGCUCGGCGCUGGAGGGCGGCGGCCGCCUGCCGCACCACAGCGCCAUCCUCAAGCGCGGUUUCCGUGAGAGUGCUUUUUCCUUCUCCAUGCUGGCUGCAGGGGUCAUGCACGCGGUAGCCACGGCCUGCAGCCUGGGCAAGCUGGUGAGCUGCGGCUGCGGCUGGAAGGGCAGUGGUGAGCAGGAUCGGCUGAGGGCCAAACUGCUGCAGCUGCAGGCACUGUCCCGGGGCAAGAGUUUCCCUCACUCCCUGCCCAGCCCUGGCCCUGGCUCAGGCCCCAGCCCUGGUCCCCAGGACACAUGGGAAUGGGGUGGCUGUAACCAUGACAUGGACUUUGGAGAGAAGUUCUCUCGGGAUUUCUUGGAUUCCAGGGAAGCUCCCCGGGACAUCCAGGCAAGAAUGCGAAUCCACAACAACAGGGUGGGGCGACAGGUGGUGACUGAAAACUUGAAGCGGAAAUGCAAGUGCCAUGGCACGUCAGGCAGUUGCCAGUUCAAGACAUGCUGGAGGGCGGCCCCAGAGUUCCGGGCAGUGGGAGCGGCGUUGAGGGAGCGGCUGGGUCGGGCCAUCUUCAUCGAUACCCACAACCGCAACUCCGGAGCCUUCCAACCCCGCCUGCGUCCCCGUCGCCUCUCCGGAGAGCUGGUCUACUUUGAGAAGUCACCUGACUUCUGUGAGCGAGACCCUGCCGUGGGCUCCCCGGGCACCCGGGGCCGGGCCUGCAAUAAGACCAGCCGCCUGCUGGAUGGCUGUGGCAGCCUGUGCUGUGGCCGUGGGCACAACCUGCUCCGGCAGACACGAGUUGAGCGCUGUCAUUGCCGCUUCCACUGGUGCUGCUAUGUGCUGUGCGAUGAGUGCAAGGUCACAGAGUGGGUCAACGUGUGUAAGUGAGGGUCAGCCUCACCGCAGCGCUGGGGAAGGGGAGGGGCAUCUAUUCAGCGUUUUGCUCUGAUUUCUGUCCAGGGUCAGUCCUGGCUCCUAGAAGCUCCGAGUAUCUACCUGGAAGCAGCUUGGGGGGGGGAGGUGAGGGUAAGGUAGAGUCUGUGAUGUACAGCCUUCUCCCCCACAGUAGGAGGGCCUUGGAGGGAAAGCUGUCACCCCUCUUCUGCUCCUUAAACACCUGAAAUGAACUAAGAUGAAAUGCACUGUAUUGCCUCCCUCUCUCCCACCCUGGGGUCCCUUUAGCGCUGGUUCCUCUUCCUUUGGGCUGGGAAGUCCCUGUAGUUUGACCACUCUUUUCCUUUGAGGGACAGCACCAGGCUCUGUGUGGAGCCAUAACACCUGUAUCCAGGGAGACCACUCAUUCCUAUAAUCUGUUCCCAAACUCCUCUACAGUGGCCUGGGCCCACUCUGGUGGGGUAAUGGGAGAUAGGGGUAGAGAGGUUUUUCUUGGGGAAGGGACAGAGUGCUGGAGGGGGACCUCUCCCCUGAGUCCUCAGAGAGUUGUUUGUCUAGGUCCUUAGGGAAACUAUCCCCCCCCACCUUCAGAUGUUAAAGGGAACCCUCCAAAGGAAGAGUUUUACCUAAGACUCUCUGAGCCUUUUAUUCUUUCUUUAGCAGGAGGGAUGGGGAUGGAUAAUUUAUUGUACUGAGACUUGUUCUUGGUUUCUGUUUGUAACUAAAAUAAAUUAAGCUACUGGACCAGUG